AUGACGAAAUUGGGAAGACGCAACGACGGAGGAGGAAAAAGCCACCGUAGCUCAACGAAGAGGCAACGGCGUACUUCUGUUUCCGUCGACGACCCUAGUCCCGGGGAAGAAGAAGAGAAAACCCUUGUGGUGCUUACCGAUGAUAGCGAUUCUGAGGAGGAUGAUAAACCGCUCGGAGAUGUUCUUCGAACAUGCAGAAAACGGAGGGUUUCAUCACCCAAAUCCGUAACUCUCCCGAAUUCGAAUGUUCUUGAAUGUCCCAAUUGCUUCGACCCAUUGAAAAAACCAAUCUUUCAGUGUAAUAAUGGGCAUCUAGCGUGUUUCUUGUGCUGCAUCAAAUUGAAGAAGAGAUGCUCGUUCUGCAAAUUGCCUAUAGGGGAUGUUCGAUGCAGAGCCAUGGAGAAGGUUAUAAAAGCAGGGUUAGUCUCAUGUUCAAAUGCAAUAUACGGGUGUAAACAGAGCACCACGUAUGGAAAUCAACUGCAAAGCCAUGAGAAAGUUUGUGUUUUUGCGCCAUGUUCAUGUCCCAUAAAAGAUUGUAACUACAUUGGCUUCUACAAGGAUCUCAUCAACCACUUUCGCGCUACACACAAAGUGAGUCCGGGUGAUAUCAACUCGUUUGUGUUCGACCGUCCUGUAAUCUUUGGCUUGGAUCUGGACAGCAGUGAUAAGAUGGUCAUUUUUGUAGAAGAGAAACAAGGGAAUCUGUUUGUAGUUCAAGGUUUCAUCGGAUCACACGGGGUGUAUGCGACGGUCAGCCAUAUUGCACCUAUGGUUCCCGAAGUGCGCAAAUUCUCCUGCAGUCUAGCUAGACUCAGACCGUAUAGCACACUAAGACUUGGAUUGGAGGUGAAGAAUAUACAGAAAUUGAGAUCUCAAGAAGAGCAGCCUCAGGAGGACUUCUUGUUGAUUCCAUCUUAUAUGGUGAAUGGUGAUCACAUGAAGAUGGAGAUUUCCAUUGGCGAUAAAAAUGACUAUACUCAUAUCUGAGAUAUGUUAGGUCAGUAGAAGUAGAUGGAGUUAGAAGUUUAGUUUUGUCGUUAGAUCAUAUCAUUGGGACUCUAGUAGAGUUUUCCAAUAUUGAAAUUUUUCUUUUUUUUUUUGGAGAAUUCCAAAUCUGUUGAAACGCAAUGAUCAUCAUGUAACUUUCCUUAUUGUUAGCCCUAAACUAAAUAGUUUUACAGUC
Molecule: messenger RNA, 1186 nt
Organism: Arabidopsis thaliana (thale cress)
Lineage: Eukaryota; Viridiplantae; Streptophyta; Magnoliopsida; Brassicales; Brassicaceae
Product: Protein with RING/U-box and TRAF-like domain
Exons: 2
Coding region: 1-990 (329 amino acids)
Biological process (GO): protein ubiquitination
Molecular function (GO): zinc ion binding; ubiquitin protein ligase activity
Source: RefSeq, marked reviewed